AUGCUUGAAAUAGCUGUAGAUCUUGUUAGAAUAAAACAGAUAUCAGCAAGAGAGGCGGCGCGACAAUUCGCAAUUCCUAAACAGACAAUAUUAAAUAAAUUAAACAAGUCUCAUACAAAGUCUGUCGGAUGUCCAACGCGAUUAUCUGAUGACGAAGAAGCCAAAUUUAUUAAAGUUUUAAUUGCUGCAGGGGAAUUCGGAUGCCCACUUAGUAAAUUGGAUCUUCGCCUCGUCGUGUUUGAAUACUUGAAAAAGAAUGGCCGCGAGGAUGUAUUUAACGGAGGGCCUCCUGGAAAAGCAUGGCUUGAUAAUUUUUUGUCAAGACAUUCAUCAGAUUUGUCAGUUAAUAGCACGCAGAAUAUUAAAAAAAAUAGAGCUGAGAAAGGGGUUGAUGAGUUCAUGGAAUAUUUUAGAAAUUUAGAAGAGACUUUGAAAGAUGUUGAUAUACUCAAUUUUGACGAAACAAAUUUAACAGAUGAUCCAGGAUCUUCAAAAUGUAUAUUUAGGCGAGGAGUAAAAUAUCCCGAGCGAGUGCUCAAUUCAACUAAAGGAGCCAUUUCGCUGAUGUUCUCAGUUACAGCGAACGGGAGCUUGCUACCUAUUUACGUUGUCUAUAAGGCAGAGAAUUUAUAUUCUGAAUGGAUACAGGGCGGACCGCGUGGUACUAGGUAUAACCGCACAAGAUCUGGGUGGUUUGAUUCUUUUGUUUUUGAAGAUUACUUUAACACGACUGUUAUGGAUUGGGCAAAGUCUUUACCUGGUAAAAAGGUCAUUAUAUGCGAUAAUUUAUCAAGCCACUUAAAUGUGAGUGUUAUCGAAUUAUGUGAGUGUCACAAUAUUCAGUUUGUUUUCAUUCCAUCUAGCUCGACACACAUAACACAACCCCUUGACGUCGCUUUUUUCGCACCACUUAAAAAAGUGUGGCGAGCAAUAUUACUCAAGUACAACAUGGAAAAUCCCAAACAAACUACUCUGAAUAAGAAUAAUUUCCCAAAACUUUUACAUUCUUUAGUUCAUCAAGUUGAAAUAUAUUCAUCUAAAAAUAUCAAAAGCGGAUUUAGAGCAACGGGGAUCUACCCAUUCAACCCAAGAGAAGUACUGAAGCGUGUACCAGAGUAUCAAGAAGAUGUGGCAUCAUAUGGGAUUGACAAUGCAUUGCUGGACUACUUAAAGCAGAUCAGGCAGUCAAAUCCUAUGAUAACAAAAAGAAACAAGAAAGUUAUGACUGUACCUGGAAAAUCAGUAGCAGUCGAUGAUUUACUUAGUGAAGAUAAUGAGGAUAUUAGGGAUGUUGUGAGUUGUUCUGCAAAUAGCAGAGAGAAGACUAGCAUUAAAAAAAGGAAGAAAAAACGUCGUUUGAGAAAAACUGUCAAAAAGGAAAACGUCAAACCAGUUAAGAGACCAAGAAAAUCUCUAGAUAGUUCUACAACUACUGAGGAAGAUUGGAUUAGCACCCAUAGUGAUUCUGACAUAAUUGAAGCACUUAGUGAUGUUACAAAUUUUGAAAUAAGUAUGGAAGAGUCUACAAAUAUUGAUGAAUCUAUAAAUAUGGAUAAACAAAUAAUAAAAGAAGAUAUACAUCAAAUUGACAAGAAUUUGAAUUCUUGA
Messenger RNA from Parnassius apollo (apollo), 1608 nucleotides. NCBI's taxonomy places the organism in Eukaryota, Metazoa, Arthropoda, Insecta, Lepidoptera, Papilionidae. The record is from the annotation of a GenBank genome assembly.